AUUAUAAAUAGAACGUUAUUGAUAGGAAACAAUGGUUUAUUUGAAUUCAUCCUUGAAACGUAUACAUAUUCUUUUUAAUCUUACUGUGGAUUUUCAAAUGCUGCACUGUUUCGUAACUUAUGAAAGUACGAAACAAUUGAACUUAUCAGAAGAAUGACUGAUUACUAUGAGCAGAUUGCAAGGUUAUUAGAAGCGGGUCGAUUUUCAUGUUUAUACUACUCGAAGGCGUUAAUGCGUAUACCAGUCACUACGUAAACGUUGGUCGGGUCACUAUUAGCUAGGAUGUGACCUGCACGUCGGUAUCGAUUUACACAGGUGUUAGUUUUAUUGUGGAAGCGAUAAUUGUCUGUAACAUAAUAUAUGAUCAUUAAAUUAGAAUCGAUUAAGAUCAAUGUAAUUCCAGUUUAGAUUAAAGGAUGCACACUGUUUAUUUGUUACUUCUUAUAGCAUCUUUUUUCAUUCAAGAAUAUACUCGGUAUGUUCAUGGUGAAGAUAAUGUGGCAAAUAAUAAAAAUAAUGAAGAAAUGCCGUCGCAACUAACAGUAACAUCUUGGAAUGACAUGCCUUUCUCAGGAAUUGUAAAAGAAAAUGGAAAGUGGGUUGGUAAAGGAUAUGCAUUUUACAUUUUUGAUUUACUCAGUACAAAAUUAAAUUUCACCUAUACCAUUAUUCCACCAAAAGAACAUAUUUUGGGUGAUAAAAGUAGCGGUAUUCUUGGUUUACUUUACGAGAAGAAAGUAGACGUAGCUGUUGCGUUCCUUCCCGUAUUACCGGAAAUCGGACAAUAUUGUACGUUCAGCGCUCCACUAGAUGAAACGAAAUUAACUGCUGUGAUGAAGAGACCUCAGGAAUCAGCUACAGGUUCCGGUCUUCUGGCACCAUUCGAAAGAACUGUCUGGCUAUUAGUAUUAAUGUCAUUAAUUUUUGUGGGGCCAAUUAUUUAUUUUUUCGCUAGUAUGAGAGCAAAAUUAUGGCACGAUCCAAGUUCUGAAAACUUCAGUUUGUCCUCUUGCUUCUGGUUCGUUUAUAGUUCUCUGUUGAAACAAGGAACGAAUAUUGUUGCCACAACAGAUUCAACACGAAUGCUUUUCGCUACAUGGUGGAUUUUUAUAUUGAUUUUGACAUCCUUUUACACGGCAAAUCUCACAGCGUUUCUUACAAAGCCUCAAUUUACGCUCUCUAUUAGUUCUCUACAAGAUAUUGUUCACAAGGGAUACAGUUGGAUCACCUAUAAGGGACGAACGAUUGAUUUUCUUCUUUCUCAAAAUCAGGAGAACGAUUUGAGUUUAUUGAACGUAAGCAAAUUGCAAGGAAAAGGCGUUUUUAAGUACUAUGAGCAUUCAAGAGCUAUUUUAGAAUCAGUUACUACCAAAAGACUUUUCCUAGCAGAGGCACAUUACUUGCAAACUUUAAUAUUCAAAGACUAUAUGAAUAAAACGCGUCAUCAUUUACAACAUAACUCGCGUUGUACGUAUGUUAUAAUGCCUGGUAGCAUUUUAAUAACCAGCCGUGCCUUUGGUUUUCCCCAUGGUUCAACCUUUGAAAAACGUAUCAAUAGAUUGCUGUUAAGAUUAAUAGAGACUGGUAUCAUACAUCGUACGAAGAAAGAAGAUCUGCCAUUAGCUGAAAUCUGUCCAGUUGAUCUUCGUUCAAGCGAGAGACAAUUGCGAAAUACUGAUCUUCUUUUAACAUACAAAGUUGUCGUGGGUGGAUAUACAAUUGCUGCAAUUAUCUUUUUAUUUGAAUUUAUUUACGCGUUUAUAUCGUACCGAGUACAAAAUGGUAAAAGAAAAGUAUGCUGCUAUCUGCCUUGUUGUGGUCCAAACGAAAAACCACAAAAUCCUUUAAAUAGCAAUCUUCCAGCACAAAAUUAUAUGAUGAUGUUAAAAAGAAGUCCUCCAGCGAUUUAUCAAUAUCCUGGCAAUGUUUUGAUAAAAAGAAAACAACAAUUUAUUAAUGGAAGAAGUUAUUAUGUGGUUACUAAUCCAUACGGUGAUCGAAAAUUAAUUCCUAUUAGAACUCCUUCUGCUUUUUUAUUUCAAUAUGCAGCCUGAUCACAUUAAAAAUAUGUAAGAAAUACAAAAAUAUUUUUUGUAUGUAGCAUUACAUAUUGAAAUGCUAAAAUUAUUUAAAAAUUGUAAUUUUAUAAAAUUAAUAAAAUAUACGUUGGAUGUAAAUUUUUUUAUGUGAGA
Messenger RNA from Bombus huntii, 2192 nucleotides. It is a transcript of the gene Ir76b, whose product is annotated as glutamate receptor ionotropic, delta-2. The transcript has 10 exons. The coding region runs from base 417 to 2054 and encodes 545 amino acids. The record is from RefSeq and is a predicted model, not a curated record. Lineage: Eukaryota; Metazoa; Arthropoda; Insecta; Hymenoptera; Apidae. Gene Ontology annotation, molecular function: ligand-gated monoatomic ion channel activity. Gene Ontology annotation, cellular component: membrane.